GCGCAAGGGCCGGCCGAGUUGCCGGAUGUUUCCACCGUGGCUGGGGCGCGUCGCGGAUGUGGCGGGCGCUGGGCUGGUGAGCUACCUGUCGCGCUGCCCGCCCUGCCCGUCGCUCCCAGCCCCGGCGAGCUGCAACGUGAGCCUCGUGUGCCCGAGCAUCCCGCCGUGCCCGGCCCUGCCCAGCGUCCUGGGCGGGCCGCACUGGGCCCAGGCGGGCUGGGGAGCUGCUGCCGACCGACGCCGAGGAGCUCGCGUGCUGCGCCUGUCCGUGCCUUGUCGGCUGGAGCUGGCCAGGAUGGCGACCACUCAGUGGGUAUACGUCUGGUACGCCGGCGAGAACAAGUGGCACCAGCACCUUAACUUGGGAAGGAUCGCUCUCAGUCGGAGCGACCAUGUCAUCUACACGGCGGAUGGCGACAUGUAUAUCAUCCAGAUCCGGGAUAAUCCAGACAUCCAGGCGACGAGGUUCGGCACGUACGCCACUCCCCCCGUCGGCCUGCGGAGGGCCGACGUCUACGGCUUCCGACAGGAGCCGACCCAGGCCGAGGUCCGUCAGCUCGUGGUCGAGGCCGAGGAGGUGGCGGGCCAGGAGUGCAGGCGCCGGGCGGAGCUCAUCGGGGACCUGCAGGUGUUGCGCGGGCUGAAGGUGCUCGUCCCCCCUGGGGGGGCCGCGGCCGCCGGCCCUGCAGCGCCGCCGCCUGGCCCCGCCGUGGGCCUGCUGCGUGGCCGCGCUACUGCCGCGGGGGCGACGCCUCGCGCAGGUGGGGUGGCCGACGUGAACGACGGCGUGUGGCCCGUGGCGGCGUGCGUGGGCGACUUCAGGGUGGGCGACGAGAUCGUGGAGCACGUGCCGUCGCCCUCCCGCGUGGGGGACCGGGACCUCCACCUGCUCCCGUCGGGUGAGGCCCUCUUCGUGGAGUUCGUCACCUCAGCGGCUCUGCCGGGGUUCUUGCAGCGCGCCGUGGGGGCCGACGCGAGGAUCCUGCCCGUCACCCGCAACAAGCGGGGGAAGAGGGAGCUCACCUGGUCGGCGAUGGUCGAGCUCACCAACCGAGAGGAGUUCGACGCCUCCGACUGGGGGCUCCCCGGCCCCCGCACGGCCGACUGGUGCAUGGACUACAUCCUGAAUGAAGGCCUCGGGAUCGAGGGCCACCACGAGCACUUCAGGUCGAUCUGCAAGCUCGCGGCCUCGGACUGGGGCGUGCAGGAGCACUACCAGCUCAGCCUGCAGCUCAAGCAGGCCCUCUGCAUCGACAUGCUGGACGGCUCGAAUCUAGUGAGGAUGCAGACGAUCGAGUUCGCCCACUGGGACAAGGCGAAGGACCAGGAGAGCAAGGGGAUCGGCGGCAAGCUCUCGCUGGAGGAGCAGGCCGCGUUCUCGGGCGUGACGCGCGCCCACACGGCCAUCAUGAUCUGCCCGGACCUCAUCGAGCAUGUUCGGGCGGAGCUCGAGAGAGAGGGGAAGCUCAACAAGAACCUGCGCCUGGCACGCGAGGAGCGCGAGUCCAGGGACGUGACUCGGGCUGUGGAUGCAUUGAAUUGGUUGAACGACUCGUCUACUCAUGUCGGGCGGGACCGCAGUUUUACAGCAGGCGCCCUGUCGCUGGCCCAGCGCCAGUGCCUGGCGCACAUCAGCAGCUCCGUGGAGAAACUUGGUGCUCCUCCGCGAGAUCUGUCUCCCGCAGAAGCGCUACGGCAGCUUCGCGCGGCCGGGGGCGGCUACUGCGUCGAGGAGUCGCCCCUCGGAAGCUAUGACCCCGCGCUCGUCUCCUUGCCGGACGGGAAGGUGCCUCCAGUACCGCUCUCGGACGUGUGGGGCGAUGGCGGGAUAUCCAAGGUCGAGCUUUUUGUUCAGCAGAGCCUGCUGCCGGCUGACGUGGCGGCCGCUCGACUGGACGCAUGCUCUGUCAAGACUCCCUACUCGGACCCUCGGCUGAGGUGCGCACGGGACUGGGAAGGUUUCGUUCGUGAUCUGCAUGCUCGUAAUUUGAUCGACUUCUCGCUGGACGACGGGGUGAGGGUCGACGCAUUUUUUGUCAAGAAGAAGGGGGGCCGCCUCAGGAUGGUGAUCGACUGCAGGCGCAGCAACGUCGUGUUCGCCGACCCCGCGCCUGUCGUCCUGCCCACGGGGGACUCGUUCGCCGCGCUCGAGCUGGACGAUCCCGAGGGCAUCCUGGACGUGGAGGGCGUUGACCUGAAGGACGCGUUCUACCACCUCGAGCUGCCCAUCGAGCUAAGGAGGUACUUCGUGAUGCGGCCCGUCCUGGCGGGCUCCGUCGGUGUCUCCAGCCUCGGGGGAAACCAGGUCGCGCCCGCGGCCAAGCUCUUCCCCAGGCUGAAGGUGGUGCCGAUGGGCUGGUCGUGGGCGCUGUGGUGGUGCCAGUCCAUCAUGGAGCGCAUCGCGGAGCAGUCGGGCUGCCCUGAGUCGCAGCGGCUGCAUGACGGUCGCCCUGCGCCUGGCCUCAGCGAGUUCGGGCACCUCCAGUACGUGGACAACUUCGUCAGCUUCGGCUACGACCGUGUCGCCGUCCGCGCUGCAGUGGCGCGGGUCGCGGCCGAGCUGGAGCGCCGCGGCCUGGUGGUCACGCUCGAGGAUCACGCUGGGGAGGAGGAGGGCACCUUCAACGUCCUGGGCUGGGACAUCGCCGCCUCGGGGAGGCUGUCCGCCUCGGGGAGGCGCCUGUGGCGUGCGCGGCUCGCUGUCAGGUGCCUGCUCAGGCGAGGCCGCUGCUGCGGGGCGGACAUCGAGCGCAUCCUCGGCCACCUCAUCUUCAUCGCGCUCGUUCGGCGCGAGGGCCUCGCGCUUUUCGAGGCCUGCUUCAGGUUCGUGCAGACCUCGUACCACGUGGAGGCCCCGCUCCCGGGCGGCGUCCGCACCGAGCUCGCAGUGUGGGAUGGGCUGGCGCCCCUCCUCUGGCGGGAUCUGAAGGCGGGCCCGUCGAUGGACGUGGGCGCGGUCGACGCGUCGCCGUGGGGCCUGGGCGCCUGUCAGUCCACCUGGGCGCCAGCGGCAGUCAAGUCCGUCGGGCGGUACUGCGAGCGGUGGCGCUUCGGGCGGGCGGAGAGGCUCCCGCCCCGGCGCCGCGCUCUGGCCGCCAGCCAGCGGGCGCUGGGCCAGGCCAUAGCUGCCGAGGUGGGUGACCCUGCCGCCGGCGGCCCUGGCCUCGUUGUUUUCGCGUCGGCUGCCGACGCCCUGCCAGCCGAGCCCGUCGGCCCGCCUUUGGAGCGCGACCUGGCCGAGUUCCCCGAGGUUCCAAAACGUCUCCUCGAGCGCUCGGCCUGGACUGUCACUGGGAGGAGGAAGUGGGAUCGUUCGGAACCGAUGCCCAUUCUCGAAGCCAGAGCGGUUCAUUAUCACCUUCGCCACGCCCUUCGGAAUGCAAACAACCAUGGCAAGAAGAUCUUGGUGCUAGGAGACUCUCUGACGGCUGUGGCCGCCUCGUCCCGCAUGCGAGCUCACUCACACGCAAUGCUCCGGGUCAUGCAGCGCAUCUCUGCCCUGUCCCUGGCUUCUGGGUCGUAUCUGUGCGUGAGGUGGGUUCCCACGGAGUUCAAUGUGGCCGACGGGCCCUCGAGGGGCAGGGGAUCUCCAACAAAGCCUACAGACAUCAUUCUUGACAAGCACGUCCCCGCUAAGCACGACAUCAAUAGCAAGCACGAGUACAACAUCAUCAGCACAGUCAAGCAUGAUAUUACCGACAUGCCCAUCAUCAGUAAGUGUGGCAAGCACGACAUCAGCAAGCACGACAAGCACGACAUCAGCAAGCACGAGAUCAGCAAGCACGACAUCAACAGGCACAGCUUUACCGACAAGCACGACAUCAGCAAGAUAGGCCAGCACGGCAGCAGCACGCACGACACCGACGUCAGCACGUUCUUUCCUUCGCAUCGCCGUUUUGGUUCAUGCUGUCCAGCUUCGAGGCCUUCGCCUAGCGAGAGUACGCCCCCAGUGCCCGUGCAGAGGAAGUGCGACUGGCAUGCUGGGGCGGGCUCGCCGCCGGAGUCGGUCGCCGCGGAGCCGGCCUUCGUCGACCUCGGCAGCCUCGCGACCGGGCCCCCCGGUCUGGCCGGGCCGCCGCGCUGCUCGCCAGGCCGCGCCUGCCGCGCGGACCGCGCCGGGCCCUCUGCAGGGCGUGAGGCGCAGGUGCGGCCGCCGCCGGGCGUGCAGGUGCUCAACGCCGCCGCGGUGCGCACGGCGAGGGGCAGGGAGGCCUACCAGGUGCUGCACACCGCGUUCGUGACUUGGGCCAGGAGCCAGCAGAUGGCGCUGUCCUCGGCCGCGGACGUCGACAAGGCAGCGGUGGGCUACCUGCACGUGAUGUUCGACGAGGGGAAGCACCUGACCUACGCCAACCGCCUCAUCGCGGCCAUCGCUUGGAUGCGGCCCGAGUUCAGUCGGCACGGCCAGCUCCGCCUCCCGCGGGCGAAGCAGGCUGCUGCGGGCUGGAAGAACCUGGCGCCGCCGAAGAGCCGUCAAGCGCUGCCGAUCGAGGUGGUCUUCCUGAUCAUCAACUGGCUUCUCCUCCAGCGGUCCUACGAGGCCGCGUUGGCGGCGUGGCUGCUGUUCGAGAUCUACGGUCGGCCGGGAGAGAUCCACAAGCUGCGAGCCGUGGACCUCGUGCCGCCGCUGAUGGCGCGGGGCGCGGCCCACCGCUUCUGGAGCGUGACGCUCCACGCAGCCGAGGUGGGCGACGUGUCCAAGACGAACGAGUUCGACAACUCCGUGCGGCUCGACCUGCCUCGUCAUCAGCGGCUGGCCGCGAGCCUGGACUGGAUGCUGGCGCGCAGGUGGGGCGCGGGCUGGAGGGCGAGCGCCCUCGCCCGAGAGGGCGGGGCCGCAGGCUUGCCAGGCUCGCUCUUCCUCAUCUCGCCCGCGGACGUGUCCCAAGAGUUCCGGCGGGCGGUGACCGCCCUCGGCCUCCGCCGCCUCGGCGCCGUGCACCUGUACCAGCUGCGGCAC
Prorocentrum cordatum is the source of this 4960-nucleotide messenger RNA. NCBI's taxonomy places the organism in Eukaryota, Dinophyceae, Prorocentrales, Prorocentraceae. The record is from the annotation of a GenBank genome assembly.